CACGUACACCUCAACGCAAUACUCCGAAACUUGGCCAGGUUGGAACUCUGACUGCUACACUCAUUGCGCGACUUUACCGCGACCAGACGUCGCACAGCGCUGCGGGAUCAGCGCCACAUACAGCCCUCAUCGAGACCAAACGACCCACCCCUCGCGACCAGCAACACCUUUCAAUAUGGCACGCGAACAGGACAGCGAUGUGCCUCAACCAGGCCCCGCGACGCUAUCUUCCCAUGCCGGACCAGACGAAUGGCUGGAGCAGGCGAAGCUGUGCCGCUACCUGCCCGAAGCCGACAUGAAACGCCUCUGUGAGAUCGUCAAAGAAUGCCUCAUGGAGGAGUCGAACAUCCAGCCCGUUGAAGCGCCAGUCACAGUUUGCGGUGAUAUCCACGGCCAAUUCUACGAUCUACUGGAGCUAUUCAAUGUAGCAGGUGGAAUGCCGGGCGAAGUGGACCAACGCGCGGCCGAGAAAGCAGCGGCUGAAAGAGAGGCGACGAAGAAGGGCAAGAGGAGUAGUAUGUCCUCUGGAACGACUGCCAUCAGUGCUGCCGAUAUUGAGCCUCCGACACAAAUCACAGACCCAAAGGUGAAGAGGAAGAUGAAGAGGAGAUUCCAGAGAGAUAGUGCUUACACAUCUGCGGCGAGUGAGGAUGGGAGUCAAACUGGUGAGGAAGGCGAGGAGGAGAGAGGAAGAGUGCGGAGUCGAAGUAUGGGCGAGGCCGUAGAUGAUGGGGACGAUGUCGAAGACGAUGUCUCAGAUGAUUCUGGACUGGGUGUCAGGAGUCCUGGGCCAAGCCGAAGCAAGAGCACGACGAAGAAGGCCGAUCACGCGAACGGAAUGCAGAACUUCGUCUUCCUUGGAGAUUUUGUGGACCGAGGAUACUUUUCCCUUGAGACUUUUACAUUGUUGAUGUGUUUGAAGGCAAAGUAUCCAGAUAAAGUCACACUCGUGCGAGGAAAUCACGAAUCACGACAGAUUACGCAAGUUUACGGCUUCUACGAAGAGUGUCAACAGAAAUAUGGCAACGCAAGUGUCUGGAAGUCUUGCUGCCAAGUAUUCGACUUUCUGGCUCUGGCAGCCAUAAUCGACGGCAAAGUGCUGUGUGUGCAUGGAGGUUUGUCACCUGAGAUCCGAACGCUCGACCAAAUCCGCGUCGUGGCACGAGCACAGGAGAUUCCACAUGAAGGCGCAUUCUGUGAUCUUGUCUGGUCAGAUCCUGAAGAGGUCGAUACAUGGGCUGUUUCACCUAGAGGUGCAGGUUGGUUAUUUGGAGACAAAGUUUCCAGCGAGUUCAACCACGUCAACGGCCUAUCACUGAUUGCUCGUGCCCAUCAACUCGUCAACGAGGGCUACAAAUACCAUUUCGCCUCUCAAGACGUGGUAACAGUCUGGUCUGCACCAAACUAUUGCUACAGAUGUGGCAAUGUCGCCUCCAUCAUGACACUUGGAGAGGAUCUGGAGCCGGACUUCAAGAUUUUCAGUGCUGUGCCGGACCAUCGACGAGCCGUACCCGCCGGAAGACAAGGGAGAGGAGAGUAUUUCUUGUGAGCCCAGUAUGACCAUGAUGAGAUAUGAGAAUUGGGGAACAUGUGAAAGGUGGUAUUAGUGCUUCUGAUGAUACCUAAACUUUUAUGCAAGACGGAACUCGACCUGAGGAUGGACGGUCGGACGAGGAAUGGCACGCGCAGGCAUGGUGGCGUUUUUUUCUUUCUCAUGCUUACUUGCAGAGACCUGUACAAUACGCGUGUAUGAGCUUUGCUCGGCAUGAUACCCUGACAACAUUUCUUUCCAGGACGAGAAUUACGACGAC
Molecule: messenger RNA, 1811 nt
Organism: Cercospora beticola
Lineage: Eukaryota; Fungi; Ascomycota; Dothideomycetes; Mycosphaerellales; Mycosphaerellaceae
Product: serine/threonine-protein phosphatase
Biological process (GO): G1/S transition of mitotic cell cycle
Cellular component (GO): cytoplasm
Molecular function (GO): protein serine/threonine phosphatase activity
Source: RefSeq, a predicted model, not a curated record